AUGGCGGCCCGGAUUUCAGCGCAGGACGCAGAAAAGAGUCUUGAAACCCAGAAAGUCGACGAUUUGCACGUUGAAGAUCUCAAGACCUUUGAUCGCACGAAUGAGAAUGAGGGUGAUUACUCGGGCGCCAUUUCUAAAACUGACGCGGUAGAAAUCCGCCUGGUACGAAAGUUGGACAUGAGAAUCAUGCCUAUUCUCUGGAUGAUGUAUUUCUUGAACUAUUUGGACCGCAAUGCUAUCGCCAACGCACGUCUCAACAAUCUGGAAGAUGACCUUGGCCUGGUCGGGACCCAAUACAACACAUGCAUAUCAAUUUUGUUCAUUGGCUAUCUACUCAUGCAGAUCCCCUCUAAUAUGCUCAUGUCAUCUUCUAAGAUCCGACCUUCGCGAUUCAUGAGUAUCUGUAUGGUCAGCUGGGCGGUUGUUUCCGCACUCACAGCAUUAACAAAGAAUUAUGUCUCCCUGGUUAUGGUGCGAUUCUUUCUGGGAGUGACCGAAGCACCCUUCUAUCCUGGUGCACUAUUCCUACUGUCCCUCUUCUACACUCGCAAAGAAAUCGCUCUACGUAUUUCCAUCCUUUAUACUGGAAACAUUGUUGCUACCGCCGUUGCGGGCCUCAUCGCCGCCGCAACCUUCGCUACCCUCGACAAAGCGCAUGGCCUUAAAGGAUGGCAAUGGCUUUUUGUCAUUGAAGGCGUCGUCACCUUUUUUAUUGCCAUCCUCGGUCUUUUCAUGCUUCCAGACCAUCCACGUACCACCAAAUGGCUGACCCCUGAAGAGCGCAAGCUCGCUCAUGACCGUAUUACCAAGGACACCGUGGGUCACGAAGAAUCCAAGGGCGUUCUAGCCGCUCUGAGGGAAGCCCUGCGCGAUCCGAGACUUUACCUUCUCGCGUUCAUGCAGAACAUGCACCUCAGUGCUUGUGGCUUCAACAACUUCUUCCCCACGGUCGUCGGCAGUCUCGGUUUCAACCGUACUAUGACGCUCGUUCUGACCUGUCCGCCAUAUCUCGUCUCCGGCCUCAGCAGCAUCAUUGUAGGCAUCACUUCAGGCCGUUUCAACGAGCGUACAUGGCAUAUUACAGUAUCUAUGGGCUUUGCUGUGGUCGGGUUUGUCAUCUCCUGCGUGACUUUGAACACCGCCGCUCGAUAUGUGGCCUGCUUCCUCUUUGCCAGCGGUGCUUACGCUGUCAAUUCGGUCAUCCUGGGCUGGGUCUCUGCGACGCUGGGCCAGACACCCGAGAAGAAAGCGGCUUCACUCUCAAUUGUCAAUGUUAUAGCCAAUGCUUCGUACAUAUAUACGGCAUAUCUUUACCCAAAGAGUGAUGGCCCUCGCUAUCUCACGGCCAUGUCGGCAAAUGCGGCAUUUGGGGUACUGACUAUUAUGAGUGCCUGGGGUUUGAGGAUUUGGUUGCAGAGAACCAACCGGAAAAUCCGGGAUGGACGGCUGUCUGGUGGGAAUGAAGGCGUCUUGUAUGCUUAUUAG
This is a messenger RNA of Penicillium cataractarum, 1485 nucleotides long. RefSeq names its product putative MFS transporter. The transcript has 3 exons. Lineage: Eukaryota; Fungi; Ascomycota; Eurotiomycetes; Eurotiales; Aspergillaceae. The record is from RefSeq and is a predicted model, not a curated record. Gene Ontology annotation, molecular function: transmembrane transporter activity. Gene Ontology annotation, biological process: transmembrane transport. Bases 1 to 1485 code for a protein of 494 amino acids. Gene Ontology annotation, cellular component: membrane.